Molecule: messenger RNA, 684 nt
Organism: Racocetra persica
Lineage: Eukaryota; Fungi; Glomeromycota; Glomeromycetes; Diversisporales; Gigasporaceae
Source: the annotation of a GenBank genome assembly
AUUUAUACGCAAACUCUAUUCAAUAUGAGUGGUAGAAGAAGAGCCGAUUCACUGAAGGGUUUGUCGCUUCCAAAAUAUAACCGACCUCAAACUGAAGAAGAGAUGGCUUCGAUGCAUAACUAUAGGGACAGUGGCAUCCUUCUUCUCUCUUUGACUCAAUCUCGACAAGCUUGGACAAGUUCUAUUUUAAAAAAGUUCUCUAGCAAACAAGAAGUUAUUUAUCAACCUAAAUUACCAGAAUAUACAAAUCCAAAUGCGAUUGUUUCAUUACUGGGAAAAUGUCAUAUUACCAUAGGACCACACACUUUUUACGAUACUAAAAUUUAUGAGGCCGUAUACGAAAAAGAAAUGCCAAACCCAGAUGUUCAGGCUGGAACUUUUCAAAUCCAACCAACACAACUAGGAUCGCUCCAAUCUCCUACACAACAGCAAACGCAAUCAAACGCACAAAGCUUAACACAAUCACCACAAUCGGGUAUACAGACGUUACAACAACCAUUGCUUGCAACUCAUACACAACAACCGUCUCAGGCGAAAACGCCGCCAACUUCAUCGACACAAUCAUUUCCUAGACCAAUACAUCCUGCUAUACAACCAAGACCGCCGACACAACCACAAACUCUUUCACAAACACAAGUACCGAUUCAACCACGAGUUACUUUACCAAGGAUAUCUGCGCGCCCU